AUGCCUACUCCUAAGACCGCGCCCAAGACGACCAAGAAGCCCACUACCACACGAUCCGCCAUCGCCGAUGUUGUCGCCCGCGAAUACACCAUCCAUCUACACAAGCGAGUACACGGUGUAGCUUUCAAGAAGAGAGCACCAAGGGCUAUCAAAGAGAUUCGGGGUUUUGCGAUAAAUGCGAUGGGAACCAAAGACGUUCGCCUUGACCCUCAACUCAACAAGAAAGUCUGGGAGGCUGGCAUCAAAGGUGUGCCAUACAGACUGCGCGUGAGGAUAUCGAGAAAGCGAAAUGACGAAGAGGGUGCGAAAGAGAAGCUGUACAGCUACGUGCAGGCGGUGAACGUGAAGAACCCGAAGGGAUUGACUACUGUUGUGGUGGAAGAUGCUUGA
Molecule: messenger RNA, 390 nt
Organism: Letharia columbiana
Lineage: Eukaryota; Fungi; Ascomycota; Lecanoromycetes; Lecanorales; Parmeliaceae
Exons: 3
Coding region: 1-390 (129 amino acids)
Biological process (GO): cytoplasmic translation
Cellular component (GO): cytosolic large ribosomal subunit; ribosome
Molecular function (GO): structural constituent of ribosome
Source: RefSeq, a predicted model, not a curated record